UCUUGCCCCCGUGAUCAGUGUACGCAACACAGUCCGUGCGCGCAGAGGUGGUCGUCCGUCUGUUCGCGCUCGGUUGAGGUUUUUUUUCACUUUUUCUCGCGAGUUCGUCGCGGUCGCGUUCGUGCAAGUCUUUCCCUGGUCUUCCAGCAGCAUUUCAGCGACAGUCGGCGACGUUUAUUAAUCGCCAACAACGAAAUUUGCGAAAUAAGUGCAACCACACAGUGAGAAACACACCGAGAGGCGACAUCAUUGUUACAUGAUCGUCAUCAAUCGCCGUGAUCAAUACCUUUCCCCGAAGCAAGUACGGCGUCAGCAGUGAGUGAAUAAGUGAGCGUGUGACGUGUGACGUGUGUGUGAGAGAAGGAGAUAAAAAAUCGUCCAUAAUUUUUUGAGUGAAUUUUGCGUAAUCGUGCAAGUUCCAGCCGUGAUCGUCGUGCCUAUCGGAUCAUUUCAGGCACCGGUUGGCAGGGUGCGUGUGUUUGAGUCUGAUUUUUGCAAAAUUGUGUGACCCGCCGACGAGUGACAGCAACGCGGUAAACAACCGGGACGACCAUGAAACAGGCAAAUGGUCGAGUGUUCGAUCGGAAUAAAGCCACCGCGUACAGCCGGAAGUGAGCCGGAUCGAGCGUGUCCAGCACGAAAACCCCCGGGACGUCCCGGAGGGAACCGAGCGCUCUAGCGCUGCCAAACCGUACCAUCCAUCCCGGCCUUUUGGUGGGAAGCGACGUUCUGAGCCCCCGGACCGGACCAGCGCAGCGUGCCUUCAUGGCCAACUUAUGCAGAAAGGUAACUACUCUACAAGAUGACGCUAGAUGACGACGCCUUAGCGACUGACACAAAUGAGGCUUAAAUUAACCGAAAACCUGAUACGGUAGCCUGAUGUCUCACUUUACACAGCUCGGUUACAGGGAGCAUAUAAAGAAGAGAGCUAUCUAACAUAUGCGGCGACGAUCCAGAAUGAAGGUUCUAAAGAUACUGCAGUCCUUUUCGCAAGGGACGUUCAUUGCGUUUUUGCUGCUUUUCUUCGGCGUGGAUUGUAUGGGUGAACCCGGGUACCUUGACUUUGAUAAUCUUCCGGAGACAAAUUUCACCUGCGCCGGCAAAGUGAUCGGUGGCUACUAUGCCGAUCUGGAGGCAUCCUGCCAGAUGUUCCACGUGUGCACGAUCGGCCAAGGGGACGAACCGAUGGACAUUAAGUUUCUCUGCCUGAACGGGACGGUAUUCGAUCAGGAAACGCGUGUGUGCGAGCGCGUGGACGAGGUUGAUUGUUCCAAGUCGGAAAAGUUCUACUACCUAAACUUGGAGCUUUAUGGCAACACGAUCAUUCCUUCGCCGGACGAUGGCAGCUCAGAAGAAGAAGGUAGUGAAGGAGUGUCUUCAACAACCAGUACGACAUCCACGACUACUACCACGACGACCACUACGACUCCGAAACCUCCCGCCACUACGACCCCAUCGAGACGGUUCGUAUUUAACAACGGUAACAAGGGCUUCACACAGCCCAUCUCAUCCUCAACGAUCGCGACCCCAAUGCACGCGUUCUCGAGCACUUCUCGCAAGCCACCAUCCGAGGAGGAAGACUACGAGUACGAGGAUGAGGAGUACACGGACGAAAAGACGGCCGAUCAGGACUCGGUCGUAGUCCCAGCGCUGGAGGAAGGUGGCAACUUUUCGCCCCAGCAAUUUACACUCCAGCAGCAGCAGCAGCAGCAGCAGGGCAAUCAACCAAAAACGGAACCACCGACGAAAGCCGGUGGAGGCGUGAAGCCAGCCGUAUCGUUCCAGCAGCAACACUUCCAGAAUGGUGGUACGCUAGCUGUAACGAACUCGCACGUCACUGUGACCACCCAUACCACAGGCGCUGCUAGUGGCGGACCAACUGGUAGUGGUAGUACUGGUGGCGCAACACCACCCGCCGGAGGUACGAAGUCCAAAUCUCAACCAUCACAGCCACCGCUCACGCACAAACAGAAGCAGCAGCUGGAGCACCAGCGUCGUCAGCAGCAGGAACAGUUGCUCCAACAGCAAGCCAUCACCAAGCAGCACGAGGAGCUGCAGAAACGUCAACAGGAAGCGGCCGUCAAGCAGCAACAGAAAGCGCUCCAGCAGCAGCAGAAGCAGGUUCAGCAGCAUGAAGCCGAAAUCAAAAACCAUCAGGCACUGCUACUACUCCACACGCAGAAGAUCAAUCGCCAGCAGCAGAAGCAACAGAAUGGACCUCAGUCUGCGGCUCUAACGCCUACCCAGCGCUCACCGUUCCCUACCGGAACAGGAGCAAGUGGAUUCGGUUCCAGUCAGCAACAGCAGCAACAGCAGCAGCAGCAGCAACAACAGCAAACACAAGCACCAAAGAGAAUACCGCUGCUAGCCUCGUCGGCGCCUCUAGUAUUGCCUUCGCCUGCCUCCCCACUGACACCGUUCCGCUUGAGGGCUCAGGGUUUCAAGCUACCGCAAUCGGUCGCUCCUCAAAUGUCACCCCAACAGCGGCAGGAUAUAUUGCGCCAACAGCAGCAGCAGCAGCUACAGCAACAGCAGCAGCAGCAACAACAGCAACAUCACCAUCAUCAUCACCAGCAGGAGGAACGCUUCGAAGGCUACCGAAGACAACCACCGCCUCAGUAUCCGGUUCGUUUUCAGGUACCGUUGCAUCUACCCUUCGAGCAGCAGCUGCGCAACCAGAAGGACAUCUCGCUACAGUUCGACCCGGACGUAGAAGAUCUGACACAGAUUCCACAGCACAAGGAGCUGAAGCGGUCUGAUCCUCCGUUUCACCAUCAGGGUAAGGCGGGACAGGCGAGUUCCAAGGAACAGGUAGUAGUCGGCGAGCGGAAGGUAGAUAGCGGACAGCAGCCACACUCCGACGGUGGUGAGCAGGACCAGCAGGAUCCGGUGGUCGAGUACGAGUACGAUGAGGAUUACAGUUCCGAGGGGGACGAUUCGGACCCAGGAAAUUCUAGCCUAGAUAGCGUUAAGUCUAACACCAAUAGUGAAUUUGUUAUCGCCAAGAAUGCAUCGCCCGGCAAGACCGGAGACGAUCGCUUCCCGAAAGAGCCCGCCAGAAGCAGCGGGACGAGAAGCGAAGGCGACAGAACUAAUACUAAACCUAGCGCAAAUAGUUCUAGCAGUAAUAGAGUUAGUAGUAAUAAUGGUAGCAACAGCAGCAGCAGUAGUAGUAGUAACGAUCGUAGCUCUAAGAAACUCCCGAAUGGAGGAGGUGGCACCGCCAUCACCACCACCACCAGCAACACUAGUAGGUUUAUCAUUAACAACGAGCAUCACAAGAGCCACAGCAGUAGUUCGCCACCGCGCGUUCAACCUUCCGCUCGGGUUGGUGUGUCGCCGGCACCGCUCGGCUAUCCGAAAGUGAUCGUCACCACCAGUACCUCCAUCCGCGAUAAUCACGGUCGUACGAUCAACUACUCCAUCACAAGUAAUGGCGGUGGUUCCGGCUCGAGCACAGCUACGCCGCCAGCCGUCACCAGCACGACGGCGCGCCCCAAAGCGACCGCCGCCACAGUCAGAGGGUACGACGAGUACAAAGAGAGUGACGUACUGAGCGAUCCGUUCUAUCUGGACGUACCUCGCCAGCGUGCCAGAACCAGACGAUCGUUGGCCGGCGGGGUACGAUUGCGUCGACGAAAACGCUACAUACUGCUCGUGCCUCGGUUCAUGUAGACGGGCAGGUUCCUUUGGAGGAUCUGGGGGUGACGCGCGCUUGUAAAUAUUGUGUCCCAGCUCAUUUGCAGCUCGAUGCAAAGAAAAAUACUCAUGCCUUCCUUCCCUUCUUUUGUAAGUCACGUGAUACACGACGCUCCUUCUGCGCCAUGCGUUCCUGCGUCCGACGAGUGCAGGAUGUAUGGGCGUUUUUGGCAAAAACAUAGCACCACUCUCUCGCGGCAUAUUCUACAACUGUCCCUUCGAUUAGCUAAUUUAAUGUAAUGUUUGCCUUUCAACGCUAUUUUAAUUUAAUUCCAAUAUCGAUAGUGGUGGGAUUGUACCACCAUUUUUGCCGAGAGAGUGUAAAUGUAUGAAGUUGUGUAGUUGUACAGAUUGUAGAAGUUCUUUUUCGUUCGUUUGUUUUUCCUUAUCUUCACUUUUUGGUGGGAAUCUACUACUCCCCCCUCCCUCCAAGCAAUAUACUUUCUCCAGUUUUUUUUUUACAAGUUGUAGUUUUGUUUUAUCUUUUCCUCUUAGCUAAUAGGCAGCAGACAAAACACACGUUGUAUGAACCAGUUACGAUUAUUACAGCAAGAUUACAGCCGCAGGGGGAGCAACAAAAAAAUACAUCGUUAUGCUUCUAUACUCAUCCAUAGCGAGUAGGUUAAAUAUCCCCAAUCCAGCUCCAUAUUUUUGUUUUGCGGUCUUUCUCCUUCCCUAAGAAAGCUUCCCCACGUCCAACUGAUGCCAAACUGAUGGAAGCAAUGGCUAGAAAACUAGAAUUGAAGGAUGAGAAACAUGUAAAAAUAAAGAAUAAAGCACAAUGUUCGUAUAA
Messenger RNA from Anopheles stephensi (Asian malaria mosquito), 4492 nucleotides. Its product is annotated as transcription factor SPT20 homolog. Gene Ontology annotation, cellular component: extracellular region. The transcript is spliced from 8 exons. The record is from RefSeq and is a predicted model, not a curated record. Gene Ontology annotation, molecular function: chitin binding. Lineage: Eukaryota; Metazoa; Arthropoda; Insecta; Diptera; Culicidae. Bases 940 to 3675 code for a protein of 911 amino acids.